CACACACACACACUCGUGUGUAAGCGUGCGCACGCUCCGCUUCUUCAGCCCGGACUUUCUCUCUGCUGCGCUGUGCGUAAUUGCGCGCGCGGGAGACCCGCUUUCAGAGGAAGACGCUCUUUAUUCCUCAUUAUUAUUUUCCCUUUUUCGGCACCACUUCAUCACUCAGACCGUCUGCCGGACGCCUGAAGGGCCUCCUGCCUCGGUGAGGCGCGCGGGGCUCGCUCUGGACCGCUGGGAUUUAUCGCUUGUUUUUUUUUCAAUUGUGGUGCAUUUUUCUGGGAGUCUGAAGCGAUGAUGGAGAAGCCGAAGCGCGAGGAGGAGGAGGAAGGGGGGUCACCGGCAUGUAGAGGGGGAGGGCAGGAGGAAGAGGAGGAAGAAGAAGAAGAAGGAGAGGAAGAGGAGGAUGAGGAGGAGGAGGGGUGUGAGAGACAGGAAGGCACGAGGACGGCGAGGCGGAGGAAGAGGAGGAGGAGGAGGAGGAAGAGCCCUGACACCGUCAUCCUGCAGAGGGGAGGAGGAGUGGGUGGGGCUUUUGAGACAGCAGGCGGAGUUUUAGGGGCAGCAGUGGGCGGGGUGGGGGGUAUUAAAGGCGAGGCUGUGGAGGAGGACAGCAGGCUCCAGUGUGAGAGCCGUGCGCCCCCUGGCCCUCCUCUUCCUCCUCCUCUUCCUCCUCCUGCUGUUGCUGCUGCUCCUCCUGCUCCUGCUCCGCCGCUGCUGCUGCUCCUGCCUCGCUCAGAGCCUCGCGCCGCGCGGAUGGUGCAGUUGAGUCCGGCCGCUCUGCCCCCCCCAGCGCGCGCGCUGCUCUACGGCACCAUGGCGCAGCCGCUCGGGCACAGUGGCUUUGCUGGAGAAGCGGAGCAGUAUGGGAUGUAUCCCAGCCACCGCGUGAAGCGCAGACCAGCACCGUAUGAGAUUGAGAUCAACGAUGGUAGGACAAUUUUAGAUCUUUCUAAGUAUGGUUCUCAGCCCAAGAUCGUGCGGCGGAUCUUCACGAACAGCCGCGAGCGCUGGCGGCAGCAAAACGUGAAUGGCGCCUUCGCCGAACUCCGCAAGCUCAUCCCCACACACCCGCCCGACAAGAAGCUCAGCAAGAACGAAAUCCUGCGGCUGGCCAUGAAGUACAUCAACUUCCUGGCCAAGCUGCUGAACGACCAGGAUGACGUGCUGGUGGGUGGUGAGGGAGGGGCGCGCACCCGUGAGGCCCGGGAUGGCGGCCUAGUGAGGGAGGACCUGCUGCAGGACAUGCUGAGUCCAAACUCCAGCUGCGGCAGCCUGCUGGAUGGAGACGGCAGUCCAGAGAGCUUCACGGAGGAGCAGGACUCAUCGCCCACCGGACGCGGCCUGCAUCACCCACCAGUGCCCCUGGAUGGAAGCAACCAGCGAUGACUGUGGGGCUAUAGAUGUCAGGCCUCAUGAUUCGCCUCGAUUGUGAUUCGAUGCAUCACGAAAAUCUGAGAUUCCACCAUGAUUCGAUUCUCUUGGUACGAUUCGGAAUCAUAUUGAACUGAAUUCGCAAAUGCAACUGGAGGAAGUGGAUUUAAUGGAAUAUAAACAAUAAAAAUAACAUUUGAUGUAGCCAGAUAAGUUAAUUUGCCCAAAAACUGAGCACAUAAUUUUCUGAAUAUCAUCCUAGUUAUUUAUAACUGAUUCUAACAUUACAAAACAACAAUGCAGUUAAAUCGCCACCUUUAAGUUGAUGCAUUAUGAUGCAUUUUGAAACCCCAGGUGAUGACGUUGCUGGACGAAGAGACUGUGUAUUGAGGGUCAGACACUGGGCCCAGAUGGUCCAUCAUGGAAGGCUAACGGACCUGUUUGUGUGUUGACUUGAUUUUUUAUCUUGCCCCUAUUUCUUCACAUUUUACGCAAUCUCCAUGCUGGAUGCUGCCCCCUAUGGGUAAACACUGGUACAUCGAGAAUCAUAAUAAUGGUAGACUUAGGUGCUUGCUGCUGUGGUAAGCAAAUAUCCCAGCUGGGAUUUUAAACACGAAGCAAAGAAAGCAUUCAAAAAGGCCAGAUUUUUCAGAAUGGUACCCUUUCUAGAUUUCAAGCCCAUCAUUUGAUCAGGUACACUAGAUGACCAUGCUGUUGGAAUGUGGUGAAGAAGACAGCCCAGGGGAAAUGUCCUUGGCCGAAGUCAAUCAGACUUAAAGGGGAAUUCCAGCAAUUUUUCAAUGCUGCUGCAUAAUUCAAUCAUUGAGAUGGUAACAAAGUGUUUUGAUGUGAAAUAGAUCACUGUAGAGAAACGUAUUGGCUCUGAUUUCUUUCCAGUGGUGGUGAUGGGAACCAGGGGUCAUAAUGUCCACAACACAAACAUUUUAUUAAUGAUCCAAAAUGACCAUUGAAGCUACACAUUUUCUGGUGGCAACUGCAAAAAAAGAUUCUAUCAUCCUAAAUGCACCAACCUCUUUACUAGCCAUCGGCUUAGCGACAGGCCCAAAGUUUUAUCACACGCUUUUAUAACCUAAGAACAGCUCAAUUAGUUUGCAUUAAAGUCAGUGUAGUUACUGAAUAAUUAGCCCUUUGGAUGUAAUAAGCCUAGAAUGUUAAAGGGUUAUAAAAGAUGUUUUAGGCCAAAAAUGAACAGCAAAAUUUUGUAAAGCAAUGUAGUGGGCUGUGUUUGAGUGCUUAGGGGCAUUAAACUCAGAUGUCUGGUUCCUAUCACCACCACUGUGAACAAUUUUGAGAUCUCUAGAAUGAAGCAUUUCCCAUCAAAAACCUCUCUGAAUGGCUUUCUUAAUGACUGAAAUAUCCAUAGAUUUUGAAAAAAAUCAAUGAAGUUCUCCUUUAAGGAACCAUAGGCGAGUUUGUAGAAUUUUGGACUGUAGCGUUUGUACAUUUAGCUGAGAAGUAUGAGGGGAAACGAUAGAACGAGCUAGAUAUUUGCUGUUACGUUUAUGUUGGAGACUGUUAAAACUCUUUCUGUACAUAACAGGGCCAUGCUCUGAGUUAAUGACCACGCUGGCAAUAGCAACUAAACGAAUGCUAUUUGGAGACAAACACUGGCCAUUUUGUGAAUGGCGUUUGAGUAUUACUUUAUUGUUUGACAAAAUACACACGUCUACGUGUAAAGACAUGGAAGGGAGAGGGCUGCGGCAGUAAGAGGUACAAGCGCGAUGCUCCGAGUGUACAUAACGAAAUGAACUAAUGUAGUAGAUCUGUAUCUAAAGCAGAACCCCACACAUCUGUACUGUUCAUUCCCAUCGUGAUUAUGGUACAAUGAGUUAAUUAGUUAUCUUCUCCUCUGUUUCAUUCCUUUCCUCCACUUUCUUCCCUCCAUCGCUCAGUAAGUGUUUUAUCACUGUAUUUGACUUUGAUCUGCUUUUUCCGCAGACUGUCGAGUAACCAGUCUUGGUACCUUUAAUUCAGUUUUUUUUGUGUGUGUGUAUUGAACACCGACAACAGCAAAAAAUGUUAUUUUAAUGUGAUAUUUAGUAGAAAGACCUUUGUUGUAAGGUGAAAAUGAAAUCUAUCUAUAAAAAUAUGCAACGUUAUAUCUUACAGAAUUUUAUAGAAAAUGAAAUAAAGAAUAAAAAAAGGAGCAAACUUGAAA
This is a messenger RNA of Pygocentrus nattereri (red-bellied piranha), 3553 nucleotides long. It is a transcript of the gene tal1, whose product is annotated as T-cell acute lymphocytic leukemia 1. Gene Ontology annotation, molecular function: RNA polymerase II cis-regulatory region sequence-specific DNA binding; protein dimerization activity; DNA-binding transcription factor activity, RNA polymerase II-specific. NCBI's taxonomy places the organism in Eukaryota, Metazoa, Chordata, Actinopteri, Characiformes, Serrasalmidae. The record is from RefSeq and is a predicted model, not a curated record. Gene Ontology annotation, biological process: regulation of transcription by RNA polymerase II. The transcript has 4 exons. Bases 295 to 1389 code for a protein of 364 amino acids.